This is a messenger RNA of Rhincodon typus (whale shark), 2606 nucleotides long. Its product is annotated as ubiquitin-conjugating enzyme E2 D4-like. The transcript is spliced from 7 exons. The record is from RefSeq and is a predicted model, not a curated record. Gene Ontology annotation, molecular function: ubiquitin conjugating enzyme activity. The coding region runs from base 98 to 541 and encodes 147 amino acids. Gene Ontology annotation, biological process: ubiquitin-dependent protein catabolic process; protein polyubiquitination. Gene Ontology annotation, cellular component: nucleus. Lineage: Eukaryota; Metazoa; Chordata; Chondrichthyes; Orectolobiformes; Rhincodontidae.
CCCGGCAUUGAGGCCCCGGCGCCUGCGCCUUGGCCGCCCAGGGCCUCCCUGAGCCAGUCGGAGCAGGUUGAACGGCGAGGCCCGGGCCCGCAGCGGGAUGGCACUGAGGCGUAUCCAGAAGGAAUACCAGGACUUGGAGCGUGACCCUCCAGCACUGUGUUCAGCAGGUCCAGUAGGAGAUGACUAUUUUCAUUGGCAAGCUACUAUCAUGGGGCCAAGUGACAGCCCUUACCAAGGUGGUGUUUUCUUUCUGAAUAUCCAUUUCCCAUCAGAUUAUCCUUUCAAACCACCAAAGGUUUCGUUUACAACGAAGAUCUAUCAUCCAAACAUUAACAGUAAUGGCAGCAUUUGCCUUGAUAUUCUCCGAUCACAAUGGUCCCCAGCUUUAACACUGUCAAAAGUUCUUCUGUCUAUCUGUUCGCUGUUGUGUGACCCAAACCCUGAUGAUCCUUUGGUACCAGAGAUUGCACACACCUACAAAUCUGACAGGGAGAAGUACAACAAACUGGCCAGAGAUUGGACAAACAAAUAUGCAAUGUAAUCGUGACAGACAAGAAAUAGUAACUCCUUUACAUAAUCUGGAAUGCAAAAAUAAAAGCUGGCUGCAGUUUUAUGGAAUCCCACCUGCCAUUCACAAUGAAUUUUAUACUUGGUGAAGGGUGAGGAGCUCUCUGUCUGAAUGCUGAUGCGUUCUGGCCUUGGCUCGAGCAGUCGGCCUGCCAUAUAUGGAUGUGUAUUUUGAAAUAUACAUAUAUAUUUCCUUUUUUAUCACCAGUUUCUGUGACCACAGUCCAGUUGUUCGCUGGUCCCCCAGCAUUUUACCAGUCACAGAUAGAAGGGAGGGAGAAGCAACUCCCUAAGUGUUUAUUUUUUGGAAAUGUGAAGCUUGUUUUCCUGCUCUAUUUAUGCUGUCUGCACUGCAUACUGUUGAGUGCGUGUUUUUUUUAAUAUAUAGAUUAUAUAAGUGUGUCUGUAUAUACAUAUAGAAAUCACAGAGCCUCUUAACCACGGUUUUAGUGAAUAGUGCAAUUUGUACCUGUGUCAACACAGUUGCUCCACACCUGCUGAACUUUGCCAGGACCGAGUGCUUCUUUGCAGAUAUUAACUGGUGUGUGGCUGCUGUUUACUUAUGAUGCAGUUUGCUUUGUAUCCCCACCUUCCAUUCUCUGGAUGCUGCUCCCUUGUCUAAGGUUUGGGGGCUCUGCUGGUGCGGAUGCCCUAACAGGCACUCUGGUGAUUUGUUUGUUGCCUUGUUCCAUGCACUCCUGUUCGCCCUUGAGUGUGUGCCAUGGGAUAGUGAUUGUACUGCAUCCUCUAAGAAGUCCUUACAGGCUUCUGCCUCACCGAUCAGAGAAUUAUUAAGAGCCACAGUAUGCAUUGAGUUAACUCCACUCUGCCUCCAAACCAUUGUUGCACCAGAUACUCUGCACCGUCACAGCAAGAUGCCCAGCCAACACUCCAAACUCUUUUUGUUUUAUUUUGCUUCUGCCUGGUCUGAGCGUCCUUAGUAUAUUCAAAAUAGAGCUCCUGCAGUCAAUUGCGAGUGUGGUAUUUGAUUCCAGUAGCCUGGGUCAGACUGUAAGCUAGAUCCCUGUAUUAGAUUAAUGCAUGCUGGCAGGCCGACAGACCACAGGUGCCAUUGACUUAGCAACAGCGGCUGUUGGUCAGCAGUCAGGGCUACAAUCGAAGGCUCAGCUUUCAUUGAACUAAUCCCAGGAACACUGAGGUUGAUCCUGGUCCAACUGAAUCUUGCUUCACUCAACAGGCAAGAAAGCAAAGAUGAAAAACAAAGCUCAUCCUGUACCGGGAUCUUGCUGGUCUGUUUCUUUCAGUGCCCCACUAUUUAUCCACUGAACUCGGGGGCCACUGUGCAGCUGUACACACUUUUAUAAACCUGACUCUAGGAGGAAGCUUGCAAUUUCUCCCUUUUAGUUGAGCUAACUUUUGAGGUUCAGAUUUCAGGCCAAGUAAGAGAUCAGUGGCUAAUUGGACCAUGCUUGAUUCUGCAGUAAUUUAAGUCAAGGACCUUGUGUUGUCCCACUGUGUUUCAAAACAACAGGGCUGCUCCUGGUAUCUGUGGCCAUGAGCCCCUGGGGAGGGUAACCCAGGCUGGGCAGAUGCCAGUGACACUGAGCUGGCUGGUGUCCAGCUCUGGGUGGUCAGUAAUCCCAGUCAAGCCCUUUCUGGAAGGUCGUCAUCUUGCUUAAAAAAAGAGACAGACUGCAGAGACUCCCUUUCCAUAUGCACAGAAAUGGUAGCAGGUUCAUAUAUGAAUGGCACUGAAUGGAGUCUGUGCCUACUGCACUUUACCCAGUGCACAGUGGCAUCGCUCGGUCUGAUGCAGGAUUCGAGAAAGUUUGUACACUCCUUUGUGAACAGUAAUCUGCGAAAAUGAGUGAAAAACCAUAACUGAGAAUUGGAAAGAUCAAAUGUAUAUGCUUUUUAAGUUUAAAAAGAAUGAUGGGGUUUAACUCAGCUUUCACUGAAAGAUCUAGCCUCUUUUGUUGGUACCAUGUAGUGUUUUUGUCUUUUUUAACGGUUUAUUUGAAUAUGCAAAGUCCUUUCCUAUGCUAUGUGAAUAAAUUGGUGGCUGGUUUCUGCUGUAA